AUGGAUUUUUAUGCCUUCUCCGCGAAAGAGUAUCGAGAUGAUCAGAAGCUUCAUGUUCUCCUUGCAGCUACCGGCUCAGUUGCUACGAUAAAGCUCCCGAACAUAGCCGAGGCCCUCUGCCGCCAUCCAUCUAUCUCGUUACGAAUUAUAGUGACUCAAUCAGCCGAAAGAUUUCUAGGUGGCCAGAGCCUUGAGCAGCCCAUCUUGGAUAAUCUUCGGCAAAUCAAUGGUGUGGAUGCGGUUUACCGGGACGAUGAUGAAUGGGCAACACCGUGGACGCGUGGAGCAAAUAUUCUACACAUUGAAUUACGCAAGUGGGCACAUAUGUUACUGAUCUCUCCACUAUCAGCCAAUACAAUGGCGAAGAUGAGCGUGGGCAUUGCAGACAACCUCUUGCUGUCGGUGGUACGAGCCUGGGACACAACUGGCCUGGUCGAUCAAGAUUUCAAGGCCCAGAAGCCACGAAUUUUCGUGGCCCCUGCUAUGAACAGCGCCAUGUGGCACCAACCGAUCACGCAUCAGCAGCUCAGCAUCCUACAAGGUCAAUGGGGGUGGAGUCCCACCAAUCCGGAGGGGUGGGUGACUGUUCUUCCUCCAAUAGAUAAACCCCUAGCAUGUGGGGACGUAGGGAGUGGUGGAAUGAUGGACUGGAGAGAUAUUGUCCGUAAUGUGGAAGAGCAUUUGGGGCUCUCGGCGGUUCAAUCUUGA
Messenger RNA from Penicillium longicatenatum, 708 nucleotides. Its product is annotated as putative flavoprotein. Gene Ontology annotation, biological process: coenzyme A biosynthetic process. Gene Ontology annotation, molecular function: phosphopantothenoylcysteine decarboxylase activity; FMN binding. Bases 1 to 708 code for a protein of 235 amino acids. Gene Ontology annotation, cellular component: phosphopantothenoylcysteine decarboxylase complex. Lineage: Eukaryota; Fungi; Ascomycota; Eurotiomycetes; Eurotiales; Aspergillaceae. The record is from RefSeq and is a predicted model, not a curated record. The transcript has 3 exons.